AACUUGGCCGCCGACGGACGUGAAUUCCAGCCGCCGACUCAGGCAUAUAUAUACAGCGUAUUGUGCAAGUCGCACGCGACUAUAUAAACGGCCCAGUAUUGGUUAAUUAUACGCAGCACGACAACUACAAAGUGAACUACAGAUGUGUGCAUAAAUCAAUGUCCGCUUUAAGCAGGCGGCUGCAGUGCCACUAAAAAAAUACAAAAUAUAUAAUAUAUAAUAUACAUAAAGCUAAGCAACAACGGCGCUUGUCGGAGCAACUUUUGUUUUUGUUAUUAAUUUUUUCAACCAUUUUUGGCGCGCCUUUUGUGAGUGAGCCGCGCGCGAUAAGUCGGACAAACAAACAAAAACAAGGCAGUCAUAAAAAACCGAAUUUAAUCAAUUAAACGUGCUGACACAAACAAAGAGAUAAUUCGAUUGUUGUCUCGCCAAGUGCAAGCGAGUCAAGAAAUAAGUUUAAUAAGAGAGUAAUAAAAUUGUUGCAGCUUACCAUUCCGAAAAGGCAAUCAACAGUGAAAUCCAAUGUUUGAGGAGGAGGCUUUUGGCGAUUUACAGGAAAUUAUCAAUGCCAGCAUGGAGUUGAACGGUGGCGCCAACGGAGGAGGCAGGGUGGGAGGAGCUGGCGGGGGUGCUGCACAGCACAUAUUAUCGCAAUCGACUUCCUUGCCGGUGAUGCCCUCCCACCUGCCACUUCACCUGCAGAACCAGAAUAUCAAUCAGAAUCUGCCCCAGCCAAGUGCCAAGAGUGGACCGUACCUGCGUAUCGUGGAGGAGCCCACGAACCACAUAAUCCGAUUCCGCUAUAAGUGCGAGGGCCGCACCGCCGGUUCCAUUCCGGGCAUGAACUCCAGUUCGGAGACGGGCAAAACCUUUCCCACCAUCGAGGUCUGCAACUACGACGGCCCAGUCGUCAUCGUGGUGUCCUGUGUGACCAGUGACGAGCCCUAUCGGCAGCAUCCUCACUGGCUGGUCAGCAAGGAGGAGGCGGACGCCUGCAAGUCGGGCAUCUACCAGAAGAAAUUGCCACCAGAGGAGCGACGACUGGUGCUCCAGAAAGUGGGCAUUCAGUGCGCCAAGAAGCUGGAGAUGCGCGAGUCGCUGCUGGAACGAGAGAAAAGGAACGUCGAUCCCUUCAACGCCAAAUUCGAUCACAAAGACCAGGUCGACAAGAUCAACCGGUACGAGUUGCGCCUUUGCUACCAGGCCUUCAUCACGGUGGGCAAUUCCAAAGUGCCCCUGGACCCCAUCGUGUCCUCUCCGAUUUACGGCAAGAGCAACGAGCUGACCAUCACCCGGCUGUGCAGCUGCUCGGCCCAGGUGACCGGCGGAAACGAGAUCAUCAUGCUGUGCGAAAAGAUCGCCAAGGACGACAUCGAGGUGCGGUUCUACGAGACGGACAGGGACGGACGCGAGACGUGGUUUGCCAACGCGGAGUUCCAGCCCACGGACGUGUUCAAGCAGAUGGCCAUCGCCUUCAAGACGCCUCGCUACAAGAACACCGAGAUCACGCAAAGUGUCAAUGUGGAGCUGAAGCUGGUGCGACCCUCGGAUGGAGCGACGAGUGCCCCGCUGCAGUUCGAGUACUACCCGAAUCCAGGUACGGUAACCUUUGCCCGGCUGCAGCGAAAGCUGAAGCGCCGCCAGGAGCUGGACGUCUUCCAGCAGAUCCUUUCCCUUGACAGCGAAACCACCGCCACGAAAUACUCGUGUCCACCGAUGGAUCUUGAGGAGGACAACAACACGGUGUCAUCCGACGAUCAGCAGAGUUCGGGAACCCUCAAUGAGUUCGAGAUAGCGGUUAAGAAGCUGCAAAUGCGGCAGCGGGGUGAGUCGCACGAAAUGGACGGAGGCACGGUCACCGAGUACACGGAUAACGAUAACGAGCCGGACAUGGAAAUCGAGCUGGAAGUGCCUCAACUGCUGCCCCAGUUGGCGGACGACUGCACCCAGACAUCCACGCCCAUGGAUGAGAUCCUGCAGCAUCCUCAGCUGCAGUCGCGUCCCCUGACCAAUGUGGACAAAAUCACCGAGUGGAUGAAGAGCAGCGAGUUCGAGAGAACCGACAGCUUGACCGUGGAGAACGGGGACACCCAAUCCCUUUCGAAUAGCACGGCCCAAACGGCUUUCACAAAUGUCAGCAGCCUGACGGCCAAUACGACCAUAACGAACCAGCUGGAGGAGGAGGCCCAGGGUCUUCUGGCCAAUGGCUCUCGCAGGAACACCCUCGAAAAUCCCGCCGUAAAGGAGCUGCCGGAAAACGAAAAGGAACCGGAAAUGGUUUCAGCCAGUGCUCAGGCCUCAGUGGAUAUAGAUGAGAACUUCGACGAGACAGCCACUUAUACGAGUCUGCAGAUAGCCUUUAAUAAUCCCAUACACAUAGGGCUGCCCAGGGAGAACAUACAGUCUGUCCAGGUUUAUCCACCCACCAAUCCGUUUGGCCAGUUAGAUGAUGACGAGCUGGUGGUACUGACCAAUCCGCCAGCUCCCAAGAUAAAAGUGAAUGCUGCUCAGACCCCGGCCACGCCCCCCCAUUCACCGCCCCUGCCGUUGCCACCCCGAACUCCCUCCCCCGUUUCGGACCACAGAUUGCCUCCCCUGCCACCGAAACCGCAAAGGAACUCCCAAGAUCUGAGUAUUGUCAGUGAUUCCAUCUCAGUUAGCCGCUCGAGAAACGGCAGCUUGAGCUCCAAUAGAACCACUCCGUCUCCCAUCAUUAUAAUGCGAACUCCCGACCAAAGUCCCACCAAAAGGCAACCCACCCCCAGCGCUUCGCCCAAGAAGCGCCAGGGAUUCUUUUCGAGAUUCUUCUCGCGCCGACGGAGUAGGGCGGACGACGAGGAGUCCCAGGCACCCGGUGGCAGUCCCAAUAAACAGCCACCAAGUGGAUCCAAGGCCACCACACCCACCGGCAGUAGGGAGCCCAGUGUGGCACACUUUUCACUAGGAGAUCCCAAUCGCAGCUCCACGCGGUCCAUGCAGCCGCUGGGAAGAAGCGAGGGUAGAAAUGGCAAGCCAGUAGGUCGGAGUUCAAGUAGUGUAUCGGGGAAAAGACCCGCCCACCUGGAUGCGGAUGUCAUUCACAUCCCACUGAAAGGAGGCGAUAGCGAGAACAGUUUGCUUCGACCGGAGAGCUACUCCACUGCCAGUACCCUGAGCUACGGACGACCGCUGGACAGGAAGACCCUGAGCACCCUGCAACUGGCCGAUAUUCCCAUAAGUGAUGGCAACAUGGAGUUGAUAGCCAUCGCCGACAGGCAGAGCAUCAAGAAUCUGUGCGAGGGAGCCUACGGAGUGAUCUUGGACCCCAGUGUGGAUCUCUCCGAGGCGGAACACUUUGCGCUGUACACCAGCAAGAGUCCGGAGCCGCCGUUUGGGGGAGAGGGCGAAAAUGGAGCAGCAGGAGGUGCGGCAGCGGGCGUAGUGGAUACCACGGAUUUCCUCAGUGCGGAUGAAAUAGCUCGGCGGUUGGCGGAGGCAAACGGCUUGGAGUAGAGAUGGAGACGAUGAAAGGGUGACGCAAAACUGAUUUGGGAGCGAAUUGUAGGUGUUUUUGAUUACAAAGCAUAUUCCGGAAACACGAUAUACUAUAUAACACCGAAAAAAUGUAUUUAUAAAGGGUGGAUACAAAACGCAACCAAAUCAGUUAACCGAAACCCUAAACUUAGUUAGUCAAAAGCAACAGCACCUGCAAAAUUAUCUUUUCUAGCCUUCUCUUUCAGUAUUAAUUACAAAUAUGUCACAAUUCUCUAGAUAAGAAAUCUCACCCAACCCACUUAUUUAUGCUUUUCUAACCGACCGAAACAACCGAAUAUCUUUGUAGACCUCCUAACCCAGCACAAUCGUCGGGUGAACACAAAAACGAUUGAAAGCCUAAAGCGCAGUCUC
This is a messenger RNA of Drosophila biarmipes, 3885 nucleotides long. RefSeq names its product dorsal-related immunity factor Dif (gene Dif). Bases 523 to 3492 code for a protein of 989 amino acids. Gene Ontology annotation, cellular component: nucleus; cytoplasm. Gene Ontology annotation, biological process: innate immune response; response to cytokine; regulation of transcription by RNA polymerase II. Gene Ontology annotation, molecular function: DNA binding; DNA-binding transcription factor activity. The transcript is spliced from 5 exons. The record is from RefSeq and is a predicted model, not a curated record. Lineage: Eukaryota; Metazoa; Arthropoda; Insecta; Diptera; Drosophilidae.